This is a messenger RNA of Strongyloides ratti, 1530 nucleotides long. Its product is annotated as Vesicular inhibitory amino acid transporter. Gene Ontology annotation, cellular component: vacuolar membrane. The record is from RefSeq and is a predicted model, not a curated record. The transcript has a single exon. The coding region runs from base 1 to 1530 and encodes 509 amino acids. Gene Ontology annotation, molecular function: amino acid transmembrane transporter activity. NCBI's taxonomy places the organism in Eukaryota, Metazoa, Nematoda, Chromadorea, Rhabditida, Strongyloididae. Gene Ontology annotation, biological process: amino acid transmembrane transport.
AUGAGUUGGAGUAAUUGGGAUAUUCCUAAAACUGGUAAAAGACUACAAGAAUGGACAAAUAAAAAUAUUUUUACUGAAUCAUUUGAUAUUGGUUAUCAACGACAAUCACAACAAAAAUAUGAUCCAUUUAAUGCGUGGGACCAUGAUACUAAUACAACUACUAUAAAAGAAGAAUCUCCAUUAGGUGAAAAUGGAUAUGGCAGUAUUGAAGUAAAAGAAAAUAAUAAUAGUUAUCAAAAUUCAAAUACUGGAGAUAUUAAUAUGAAUAAUAUUGAAGAAGAAGAGGAAGAAGAGGAUCCUCAUGGAGGUGGGCAACCAAUUACAGCUCUUCAAGCUGCUUGGAAUGUGACAAAUGCUAUACAAGGAAUGUUUAUUGUCGGUUUACCAGUUGCUGUUAAAGUAGGUGGUUGGUGGACAGUUUUUUUUUUAGCUGGAGCUGCAUACAUAUGUUAUGUUACAGGAGUUUUAUUAAUAGAUUGUUUGUAUGAAAAAAAUAUAAAAGUAAGAAAAAGUUAUAAAGAAGUUGCUGAUACAGUUAGACCCGGAUUGGGAAAAUGGGUUUUAGGAGCACAAUUAUUAGAACUGGCCUCAACAUGUAUUUUAUACUUAGUAUUAGCAGGAGAUUUACUUCAGGGUUGUGUACCAAGUGUAGAUAAAUCGGCAUGGAUGAUGAUAGUUUCAGCUACACUUCUUGGUACAGCUUUUAUUGACGAUAUUAGAAAAGUAAGUGAUUUAUCAUUUUUAAAUGGUGUAUCACAUUUAAUUAUUAAUGCUGUUAUGCUAAUUUACUGUCUUUCUGAAUUUUCUACAUGGGAAAUUUCUAAAGUGACAUUUUUUCCUAGAAUACGUUCUAUGCCAACAAUGAUAGGUGUUGUAGUUUUUGGAUACACUUCUCAUAUAUUUUUACCAUCUCUGGAAGGUUCAAUGGUUAAACCAACAGAAUUUAGGUGGAUGUUAAAAUGGUCACAUAUAGCAGCUGCAAUUUUUAAAGUAGUUUUUGGUUUAAUUGGAUUUUUAACUUUUGGAGAAUAUACACAAAAAGAAAUAUCUAACUCACUGCCAAAUCAAACAUUUAAAAUAUUAAUAAAUCUUAUAUUAGUAGUUAAAGCACUCCUUUCGUAUCCAUUACCCUACUAUGCAAUCGUUCAACUUAUUAUGGAACGUUUUUUUAAUAAAAAUAAUAAAUCAGUUUUCCGUUCAUGUUUUGGAGCAGAUGGUAGUCUUCGUGAGUGGGCUCUUUGUCUAAGAAUAAUUCUUAUAUUACUUACUUUGACGGCAUCUUUAAGUGUUCCAUAUUUAAUUGAAGUUAUGGGAUUAAUAGGAAAUAUCACUGGGACAAUGCUUAGUUUUAUAUGGCCAGCCUAUUUUCAUCUUGUUAUCAAACAAAAGGAAGGUACUUUAACAAAGAGUGAAAAAAAAUUUGACAAAUUUGUCAUAUUUUUGGGAGCAUUUUUAAUGAUUAUUGGAAUUCAAUAUUCUUUUCUCGAAUUACUUAAUGAAAUUAAAGCAAACAGAAAAGUUGAUUAUUAA